AUGUCUAUAACUAGUUAUACAAGUGAAUGGUCUUCAUUUUCAAUAUUGCCACAUGUAGUUCACCCAAUACUUCACAUGAGUUCAGUUAUGAAGCAUGGUAUAUGUUGGAAUAAACAAUCAGAGGACAAGAUUUAUGAAGAUGACGGUGAUGAUGGUAAUGAAGAACAUACAACAGACAUUAUAUUAACAUUUGUGCUGGCUGUUGAUUCUGAAACUCUGUUAAAUAGAGAAUCUACUAUCUCACGACCAAAGUCAGUUAACUCAAGUUCAUCUGGUUUAUCCAACGGACAUAACAAUUUUAUGUAUUUUCAUCUAGAAUAUUCAAUAAUGAAUAAAGACGAUUUUUUAUUUUCUACUGAUGUGGUAGUAUUUUCAAAAUCCAUUGCCAAAAUCUACCCAACAAACUGUUCAUCAAAGCUAGCGAACCCAUGUGAAUUUAAUGACACUUUAUGGAUAGUAUGGACCGAACAAAUACCAAUAGUGAUUACGGAUGAAAUAAUUAUUGACUUUUGGAAUUUAACACAAACUGGUGGCAUACGUAUUAAAUGUUGGGAUCAACGAGAUAAGUGUUCAAUUCAGACAAGAUUUGAUAGACCAAGAUCUGUUAAUAAUAACAGCAACAAACAGUCUGAAGAUAACUUGAAGGAUGGUAAAAAGUUAACUGAAGUUCAGUCUACAAUAACCAUGUUAAAUUCAUAUCGUAAAAAUUCAAAGAAUACACAAAUGAAUAAUUCAAAUACAGAGAGUGUUUCUAAGGGAUGUAAAACAAUAUCACAAUCAAAAACAAAAAAUCACAUAAAAUACGUAAAUACAUCCAACCAAUCUUGCAGUAGUAGAAUGAAAGUAUUAUCUGCUGGUUAUAGAUCAAGAAAAACUGACAAAAUCCAAGAUCCUGUUGAAAGUUGGGGAACAUGUUGUUUAGUAUUACAAACAGGACAUUUAUUUCGAAUAAAUCCACCAGGAUGGAUUGUAGCAAGUAAACCACUGACACAAACUACUAAUAUAUCAUUGAAUAAGCCACCAUUAUCUUCAGUGACUUUAGAAUUAGAGAAUAAUUUUAAAGAUAUAUUAGUUGGUAUGAAACUUUCUAAUCCACUGAUGUCCGAUCACCAAAGGCAGAAAUUUCAGCCAAUCAUAUUGACUAUCGACAGAUUACAUAAUCUUCCUGUUGCUCCAUAUAGAAGCUAUGAAGAAAUGAGAAAUAUAUGUGAACCAUUACGAUUAGUAACUACAUUUUCUGAUGUGUGGAGCCAUCAGUCACGAGAAUAUGUUCAAGAAAAGGAAAUAUAUAUGGAUGAAGUACAGGUUAUCCUUACAUAUGAUAUUCCUGGAUUAUAUCUUCGUGAAUUGGUACAAACUUUACCUGUAGUCAUUGAUUUGUACGACAGAGUGUGCCAUGACGAUGGAACAACUGAAGUCAAACAACUACCUGGAAAUGGUUUAUUUUGCACUGAGCCAGAUGAUGAUAAAAUUGGAAAAGCUCAACCAAAUUUAAAAACAAAUAUAUUUUCAACGAAAUGUAUAGAUAAAAAUACUGGUGAAAACCGCUCUAAAUUACCAUCACCUACUGGAAGGAUUGUCUUAGAUUUAAGUGAAAUAAUUCAUUUAAAAUGUGUUAAAAUGAAACGAACACUGCCUAUACUGCCAAUUAGCGAAUCUGAUCUAGAUUUAUUAAAAGACCAUAGAUCUAUUAAUGAAAAUCCUAGAAGUAUUCCUCGUAGUUAUAUUGGUUACAUGGAUUGUCAGUGUGAAAUAUCCAUUGAAAUAGAGAUGAAUAUCAACAUGGAUCGACUAUUACAAAUAAACGCCUUACCUGAAAAUGCACAGACUAUUGAACGUAUGGUUUUCAUCUUGGAAAAACCUGAUAAAACCGAAAUAGAAGCAAAGUAUGUUUCAGAGAUAAUAGAAAAGAUUCAAUUAUUUGUAUUAAAAUCUAAUGCACGUUCUAUUGGAAUAUCUGAUGAAUUACCUUUACAUAUCAUUAAAGCAAAUUUAAAUUCUAGACAAUCACAAUAUAUGCCAUGUAUCCAUUCAAAAUCAUCUAAUACAAUAUUAUUAAAUAACUCUAAUGAUAAACAUAAUAAUGAAAAUAUUCAACUAGUAAAUAAACUAAUUACUGGAUUUUAUUUAAAUGAUGAAGAUUUUAGUUUAAUUAUCCUUGAAACUGAUCAUCAUGAUAUAAGUCAAUCAUUAGAAAGUUUAUUUAUUGAAUGUUUUAAUAAAUAUAAUGAAUAUUCAAAAUUAUAUUCUAUACAUAAAUAUAAUAAUAAUAAUAAUAAUGUAAAAUUUUUAAAAAAUAAUAAAAUUCUGUUUACUAAACGUUUAUAUGCAUCAUUAAAUUGGUAUUUAUUAGAAUAUAAAAUGUUAAUACCAAUAAAAUCAAUAAUCAAUCAAUCAAUAUUUUAUAUACGUGAUUUAUUACCACGUUUAAUUUAUUGUUUUAUUUAUAAAAUAAUAAAUUUAAGAUUUUAUUGUUUUAAUUUAUCAAAUUGUAUAAAAGAAAAUUUAUUACCAAAUUAUAAAAUGAUUCAAUUAUUAAUUAAACAAUUUUGUAUUUCAUCUAUUUUAAUAAAUAAUAAUAUUAAUUUAUUGAUUAAAUCAUCAAUUAAUAAUAGAAUAAUAAAUAAUGAAAUCAAUAUAGAACAAAUUAAUAAAUAUAAUAAUAAUAAUAGUAGUAGUAGUAUAUUUAAUCAAAAACAAAAAGAACAUUUGAACAAAAGAAACAAAAAAAAACAACAAAAAAUAACAAACGAUAACCUUUAAAAGAUAAACAUUUUGAUUAUUGAUUUAUUUUUAAUAAAAAAAAGCAUAUAUAAUAAAUUAAAUAAACAAAUUGUUUAUAUUUAUAGUAUUUAAUCAAUCAAUUCAUCAAUUAUUUUUAAAAAAUCAACUUUAUCACAAAAUUUUAUUAAACAAGAAAGAAAGAUUUACUUAUUCUAAUGAAUGUUUAAAUUUUAAUAGUUGAGAUCAUGAUUCAAUUGGAGCUAGAUCACUAUGGAAAAUCUAGAAGCACUGGAAGGCCAGGGAGUUCAACUGAGUCUGUUGUGAGAUAGUAGCUCAUUGAAGACAAUGGUGGAUGUGUCGCUCAAUUUCGUGGAUUAGUAAAAGUAAGACAUUAACACCGUUGGAUGCUGGCUCAGUGGUCUAGAGGUUAAGCGCUCGAGCGCGAGACUAAUAGGUCCUGGAUACGAAUCUCGCGAGUCAGGAUCGUGGGUACGCACUGCUGAGCAGUCUGAUACUAGGAUGAAAUGGUCAUCAAGUGUUCCCAGGUUUUCCGUAGUGGUCUAGCUUCAAUUGAAUCAAUUAAAUAAUUUCCACAAAACCCCUUCUGAUAUUAAUCAAAUGUUUAAAUUCUGGAAGUUUCUAAUUACCACAAGAUGAUUGUUAUAAUGGAAUAAUUAUUAGACAAUUAAUUUUAAAUCAAAAAUCACCAUUCAGAUUAAACU
This is a messenger RNA of Schistosoma rodhaini, 3446 nucleotides long. Lineage: Eukaryota; Metazoa; Platyhelminthes; Trematoda; Strigeidida; Schistosomatidae. The record is from the annotation of a GenBank genome assembly.